Messenger RNA from Frankliniella occidentalis (western flower thrips), 1847 nucleotides. Its product is annotated as alanine--glyoxylate aminotransferase 2, mitochondrial. Gene Ontology annotation, biological process: glyoxylate catabolic process. Gene Ontology annotation, cellular component: mitochondrion. Gene Ontology annotation, molecular function: pyridoxal phosphate binding; L-alanine:glyoxylate transaminase activity. The transcript has 10 exons. The record is from RefSeq and is a predicted model, not a curated record. Lineage: Eukaryota; Metazoa; Arthropoda; Insecta; Thysanoptera; Thripidae. The coding region runs from base 140 to 1630 and encodes 496 amino acids.
UUGGCGUCGGCCCGCACCCAGCACACCCAGUGCCGGCUCGUCCCACCCGCAGUCCUCACAUCGCCGUCGUUCCGUCCGUUCCGCCCCGGGCCUUCCGAGGUCCCGAGGCCCUCUCACGGACCGCCGCCCGCACCGCACCAUGGCCACGCUCAGGAGAGCGAGCUUGUUCCUUGUGGGAAGGCCAGGAUGCCACCGGCAUGGCUCUUCCCUUCCAAAAAUGCCCGCUUGUUCGCACGUCCCGAAGCCGUACACGGGCCUAAACUACGACGAGAUGAGCGCCGUGCGGGAGAAGCACCUGGUGCCGUGCCUCAAGUCAUACUACAAGAAGCCCCUGCUCAUCCACGAGGGCCACAUGCAGUGGCUGUUUGACCAGACGGGGCGACGCUACCUCGACCUCUUCGGCGGCAUCGUCACAGUUAGUGUGGGACACUGCCACCCGAAAGUGACUGCGGCGGCCACAGCGCAGAUGAACACCCUCUGGCACACCACCAACAUCUACAUGCACCCUAAGAUCCACGAGUACGCGCAAAGGCUCGCUGAUAAAAUGCCAGGGGAUCUCAAGGUCGUGUACUUCGUCAACAGCGGCUCGGAAGCCAACGACUUGGCCAUGCUGCUCGCCCGCUUGUACACGAAGCAGUUCGACCUCAUCUCGUUCCGCAACGGCUACCACGGCAUGAGCCCCUACGUGAUGGGCAUCACGGCGCAGUCCACGUGGAGGUUCGACGUACCCGUUGCGCAGGGCGUGCACCACGCGAUGAACCCCGACCCGUACCAGGGCCUGUGGGGCGGGAAACACUGCAGGGACUCCCCCGUGCAGACGACUCGCGACUGCGCGUGUGCGCCGGACGAGUGCGAGGCGGCAAACAAGUACUACGAACAGCUGGAGGAGGUGUUCAAGUACUCCCUCCCUCGCGGCAAGGUGGCGGGGCUGUUCGCAGAGUCCAUUCAGGGGGUCGGAGGUACGGUCCAGUUCCCCAAGGGCUUCCUCAAGAAGGCGUACGAGCUCGUCAGAAUUAACGGAGGCGUCUGCAUCGCCGAUGAGGUGCAGACUGGUUUCGGCCGAACCGGCGAACAUUUCUGGGGGUUCGAGGGCCACGGCGUGCGACCGGACAUCGUGACCAUGGCUAAGGGUAUGGGCAACGGUUUCCCGCUCGCCGCUGUGGUCACGACCCCUGCCAUCGCAGAGGCUCUGGGCCAGGCCCUGCACUUCAACACUUUCGGUGGGAACCCUGUGGCCUGCGCCGUGGGCCUCUCCGUGCUCGACGUCAUCCAGGAGGAGCGCACACAGGAAAAUUGCAAGGUGGUAGGCACCUACUUUCUACAGGAGCUGUCAAAGCUUCGCGACCAGUUCUCUUGUGUGGGUGACGUACGAGGCAAGGGGCUGAUGAUCGGCAUUGAAAUGGUCAGCGACCGCGCAACCAAGGCACCCAUGAACAACAAGCACUUUAUGGAUGUCUGGGAAGACUGCAAGAAUAUGGGGGUGCUCAUCGGAAGGGGCGCGCUCAAUGGCAAUGUUUUAAGGAUAAAGCCCCCCAUGUGUAUCAACAAGGAAGAUGUGGACUAUUCCAUAGCAGUGCUUCGCAAAGCACUGCAGACCCACACAGAAAAAGCUAAGCGUCAAGCUAGUUGAAAAAACAUGGACCUCCAAAUCAAAUUGGUACACAACAUGACAUGUCAGAGAAGAAAUGGAAGAGAUAUGCUUAAGCAAAAAUUAAAUCUGACCAAAAUAACAAAUAAAGAUUUAUAUAUACUUUUGAUACAUCUGAAGGGCUACAACAAGAACCGAACAAAUUAACAUAAAUUCAUUAAUUGUAAAUAAUGUUUUAAAAUAUACAGCUAUUCACAAA